Messenger RNA from Pelecanus crispus (Dalmatian pelican), 725 nucleotides. NCBI's taxonomy places the organism in Eukaryota, Metazoa, Chordata, Aves, Pelecaniformes, Pelecanidae. The record is from RefSeq and is a predicted model, not a curated record.
GAGGCGAAGGGCAGAGUGGAGAUGGGCAGCAGACCGUGCAGCCAUCGUCAGUCGCUGGAAUUGGCUUCAAGCCCAUGUCUCGGACCUGGAAUACCGAAUCCGACAGCAAACGGACAUUUACAAGCAGAUUAGAGCCAAUAAGGGGCUGAUAGUUCUUGGUGAAGCAUCACCCCCUGAUCCUGCAGUAGAUGAUGCAUCCCGUCCUGUUAGUGCUGAAGUUAAGCUGGAGCCUGGGGCUGACCGGCUGAGUGUGUCUGGAUCCCAGCCACUAGAGAACUUGGGCAUCUCUGCUGCAAAUACUCCCGAAUCCCAUCCCGCCAAGCCCUGUGGAGCACCAAGACCCGUCAAUGGAGUUAUUAACACUCUUCAGCCUGGCCUGGCAGAACAUGCUCAGGGAGAUGGCCAGGAAGCUGAGGAGCUCUUGCAUAAAAAGCAACGACUGAACAUGGUUUCUUCAUCCUUGGAUGGAACAUGUGUAGCAGCUCGCACUCGCCCAGUACUGAGCUGUAAGAAGCGACGGCUUGUUCGACCUAGCAGCAUUAUGCCCCUUUCCAAAAAGGUCCAUCGUAAUAGCCUGGUGCGAUGUAGCUGUGAUGUGAAUCCUUCAUGUGCUCUGUGUGGCACUCGAAGCUCGACGACUCUGGAAAUCCAGUAUGAUGCCCCUUUGCUGGAGCGCCUCUCCCAACUGGACUCGUGUAUUCAUCCUGUCCUGUCGUUCCCAGAUG